UAAGCUGCGUGAUCCUCAGCAUUGCGCGGACGCGCAUCAUGCCCUGAGUAUAAAAGAAUGUGUGCGCGCUGCAGAGCGCACAGAGGUGCGCGGAAAAGGCACUGAAGAGACCGCGGUCCUGUUACCUGAGAAGUAAUGAUCCACGGAGGAAAAAAACAAUGAUCGAACAUGAGAUGAAUUAGAUGAAUGGAUAGUUUCACUAUGACAACAGUGUGAAUGGGAAUCUGCCAUGGAGAGGAAUAACACCAGUCAAACUCUUGCACUUGGAGAAUGCGAGCACAAUUUGGAUCCCAGCGUAGGGCUGGACAAUUGUACAGAUGGUGCCAGUGGGAACCUUUCAUUACGCUGCUGGCUGCAUUUGUUGACUAAGGAGUCUAGUUCAACCCUGCAAGGUGAUGGGUCUAGCCUGGCUGUGCGUGUAAUGAUCGCCCUGAUUUAUUCAGUGGUGUGCGCUUUGGGACUCGUAGGGAACUCGCUUGCGCUCUACCUCCUGCACUCUCGGUACCGGCAGAAGCAGUCCUCCAUCAACUGUUUUGUGAUGGGUCUGGCGCUAACUGAUCUACAGUUCGUCCUAACCUUGCCGUUCUGGGCCGUGGACACUGCAUUGGACUUUCGCUGGCCUUUUGGAAAAGUUAUGUGUAAAAUCAUCAGCUCGGUGACAACUAUGAACAUGUACGCCAGUGUAUUUUUCCUGACCGCCAUGAGCGUGGCCAGGUAUUACUCCAUCGUUUCCUCGUUGAAAAUGCACAGUCGGCGUGCAGCGGCGGCUGCAGCAAAAUGGAUCUGCUUAAGCAUUUGGGUCGUGUCGUUGAUCGCCACACUUCCACAUUCCAUAUAUUCUACUAUAGCUCAAGUUUCCACGGAUGAGGAGCUGUGCCUGGUCCGUUUUCCCGAAACGGGCAGCUGGGACCCACAACUGUUGCUUGGUCUUUACCAGCUUCAGAAGGUCCUACUUGGAUUUCUGAUUCCUCUAGUGGUGAUAAGCGUCUGCUAUCUCCUACUGCUAAGAAUCGUGCUGAGCCGUAGGAUCAGCGGGGUCAUCGGAUCCGAAAGCGAGGUUGGUCGCCACAAGCGCCGUUCUAAAGUCACGAAAUCCGUCGUGAUUGUAGUCCUUUCCUUCUUUUUGUGUUGGCUGCCCAAUCAGGCGUUGACUCUGUGGGGCGUCCUUAUCAAGUUCGACCUGAUACCUUUUAGUAAGGCCUUCUACAACGCCCAGGCAUACGCCUUCCCCCUGACCGUUUGCUUGGCCCACACAAACAGCUGCCUUAAUCCUGUCCUUUACUGUCUGAUAAGGCGAGAAUUUCGUGCUGGACUCAAAGAGCUUCUGUGGAGGGCUACACCGUCCUACAGCAGCAUCGCUCGGCUGCUCCCGCGUAAAGCAAAGGUGGCCGAGGCGCCUCCGGUUCUGGUCUUGGUGCAAAUGGACGUGUGAUUGCAUCUUUACAGUGGAAAGACGCAUCCUUCACAUUCUCUUCUUUACCCUGUCUUUGAUUUUGAUUGACGGAACGAAGCAUGUGUGAUAAACCUCCUCUGGGAGCUGCCCCAGUUUUGCUUCCUCGCAUUCAGAAUCACUUUUGCACAUUUGUUACACCAGUCCUUUUCCCCGUCUUUGGACUCUCUGAUCUACCUGUACUGUUUUCAAUGCAUCUCAGGCCAUCAAACACACUGGGAUUUUAAGACUCACCUGUUUUUCUUGCUGCCAAUUACAGGCACUGGUUAAAGAUUCUUACCAAGAUGCCGUUCAAAGAAACAAUAAAUUAUCCAUGGGUGAUUCCACCUUUGAAGAAAGAAGAGCUGAGAUGUAGUAGACGGGCUUCGUUUAAUUUCAUGAGAUAUAAAGUUAAUUAUGUCUGUGUGGGGAAGGGGGCAGUCACUGGUAAAUUCAUUAAUAUUUGAAUAAUGUUAAAUAUUUAUUAUAAUUUAUCAUAAAUAUUGCAGUUUAUGUCAAAUCUAAAGUUUGAAUUUAUUUACAUAUUAGGUUGCACAAAAGAAACGCUGUCAAUUUAAAUAAUAUAAUAGCUAAACAUGAAUCAUUUAUAUAUUGAAAAUGUAAAAAAUUGUAAGCGCCUAUUAAGAGAAAAAUGUGCAAUGUAUGUGAUCAUUUCUCUUUCAAUUUCAUUGUUAAUAGAGCUAAGUAGUACUUAAUAUUAAUAGUAACUUAUACAAACGUAAAGUUAUUUUAUAUCAUAAGAAAAUAUCUUCAUAUUUGAUCUUUAAAGGAAAAGUUCACUUAAUAAAUUUGAUGUUCAUCAGAAUCGGGCUGCUUCCAUACAAUGAACAUGGGUGGAGAUCAAGACCACUAUUAAAGCAUCAUUAAACACAAAAUUUUUGAUGAACUAUGCCUUUAAAAAAUAUACUCAAAGUGUUACUCUCAUAAAGCUGUAAUAUGUUUGUGAAAGUGCUUGUUAUUUUCAUAUGCUCAGGGACUUUAUCGAAAACACAUUGGGCAUAAAAUAUUUGUCUUUGCAGCAAUGUACAAUAAAUCAUUUUAUGGCUUUAAAAUGUCCAUUUCUGAAACAUAAAACAGAAUUAAAAAUCUAUAUAUGUGUUACGAUUUGGUAAUAUUGAGAAUAACAGAUAAAGUAAGAGUCGAAGAGAUUAUAAUUUUUUCAUUACUUUUUUAAGUCAGAAAAGAUGCCUUUGAGUUCUGGAUAUGCUGGCACGCUUUUACAUUAAAUUUACUGUAACUUAUGAAUGCUGCAAUAUGCUCUGAGGUAAGGGAAUAGAUAUAGACACCAGCUUGUAGCUUUGAAUGCACAGCGAAUAGUUGAUAGCGAAAUAAUUUAAAGGUGCAGUGUGUACAUUUUAGUGGCAUCUAGUGGUGAGGGUGUGAAUUGCAAGCAACGGCUAAGUCCACUGCUCACCCCUCGCUUUUGAAAUGCAUAGAAAAGCUACGGUUGCCACCACUGGAAAAACAUGUCAUUGACGGAGAUAACUUAGUAAAAAAAGUUUGUCCAUUAAGGGCUUAUGUAGAAACAUGGUGGCACAAAAUGGCGACUUCCACCUAAGGGGCCCCACUGGGUGUGUAGAUAAAAACAUGUCAUUCUAAGGUAAUAAAAACGUAACAGUUCAUUAUGCAAGGUCUUUAUACACCCCUGAUAAUAUAGUUUUGUACUGUAAAUUAUUUUGCAUUUCUGUCAAGAGAUCCUUCUAAAAAUUGCACACUGCACCUUUAAGCCUUGAAUCAUUUUUAGUUCUUAAAAGAAAUAUUUUACCAAAGUUUCAAGGAGAUCUGUCCAAUAUCAUUUAAAAAAGGGAAAAGAGACUGAAUUUCUAUUAAAAGCUAAUGUGCAGUUGUGAUGGUUUAUUUCCCGACUGUGGAGACUAGUUAUCACACUUUUUACUCGCAUGGUCACAUGGCUUAAAACAUCAACAUAUGAUAACUCCUAUAAUUAACUGUAGCUAAUAAUGUUUACUUGUUCAUCUGCUACUAUCAUAUAUAUAUAUAUAUAUAUAUAUAUAUAUAUAUAUAUAUAUAUAUAUAUAUAUAUAUAUAUAUAUAUAUAUAUAUAUAGCUCAAGUUAAAAAGAGGAAUUGGUCUUUGAACUCUCUUUCCUGAAGCUGAGGGCAUGCAGAUGAGAUGGCACUAGAGACCAUUAAUGAGCCAACCUGACUAUAAGAUCCAAACUCACUGUACUGUAUAAUGGAGUGGAGUGACAUUUUGCC
Messenger RNA from Paramisgurnus dabryanus, 3666 nucleotides. It is a transcript of the gene rxfp3.2b, whose product is annotated as relaxin family peptide receptor 3.2b. Gene Ontology annotation, molecular function: C-C chemokine receptor activity; C-C chemokine binding. Gene Ontology annotation, biological process: positive regulation of cytosolic calcium ion concentration; cell chemotaxis; G protein-coupled receptor signaling pathway. The record is from RefSeq and is a predicted model, not a curated record. Lineage: Eukaryota; Metazoa; Chordata; Actinopteri; Cypriniformes; Cobitidae. Gene Ontology annotation, cellular component: membrane; external side of plasma membrane.